This is a messenger RNA of Spea bombifrons (plains spadefoot toad), 1663 nucleotides long. RefSeq names its product astacin-like metalloendopeptidase. Bases 27 to 1544 code for a protein of 505 amino acids. The transcript is spliced from 13 exons. The record is from RefSeq and is a predicted model, not a curated record. Gene Ontology annotation, molecular function: metalloendopeptidase activity; zinc ion binding. NCBI's taxonomy places the organism in Eukaryota, Metazoa, Chordata, Amphibia, Anura, Pelobatidae. Gene Ontology annotation, biological process: proteolysis.
AGGUGACAUGUUGUCAGUUUGCUGCCAUGAUACAAUUUAACAACCUGCUGUGGUUCUGCCUCGUUACUGUUACCUCCCCCCUUCCGUUUGCAAAGAGGGACUCUUCCUAUGGUCACGCGGACCCAUCUCUUAAGGAAGUUUAUGAGGAAGAACCCAACACAGAGGAUGUAUUCUCCCAAAUCCUCAAAACCAAUAAAGAUAGCACUAUUAAAUUGUAUCAUGGAGACAUAGUCAUGCCCGCACACAGCGGUUUCAGUGCCAUGAAAUGUACCGACUGCCUCUGGAAAAAAUCUUCUGAUGGAACCGUCCAGGUCCCCUACACCAUAUCGUCUGAUUACAGUGACAGUGAUAAAGCCUUCAUCAUCCAUGUCCUGCAGGACUUUUCCACCCUGACUUGCAUCCAGUUCGUAGAACGUUCAACAGAAGUAGACUAUCUUAACAUCGGCUCUGGAAGUGGGUGUUGGUCUUCUGUUGGAAAAGUCGGGGGAUCUCAAUAUCUCUCCUUGUUGAGAACGGGGUGUAUGGCAAGAGGCAUCAUCCAGCAUGAGAUCCAACACGCUUUGGGCUUUUACCACGAACAAAGCCGAAGUGACCGGGAUAACUACAUAGAUGUCCUUUGGGAAUUCAUCAAUGAAGAUAAUUGGGGCAACUUUGAGAAAGUCGACACAAGAAACAUGGAUCUGCCUUAUGACUACUCUUCAGUGAUGCACUACGGGAAGUAUGCGUAUUCCAACACGUCCGCGCAGCCAACGCUGAGACCCAAACCAGACCAAGACGUGGAGAUCGGACAGAGAUAUGGACUAAGCCCCCUAGACGUUUUCAAAGUCAAAAAGCUUUAUGAAUGCAAACAGUGCAGCUUCAUGCUAACCGGGACCGGUGGAUCUCUGGACUCCGAAAAAUACAUAAAAGCCUAUUCCGAUACCGCGAGCUGCCUCUGGCUUAUAACAGUUGAAAAAAAUAAGGUUCUGUUGAAAUUUGAUACAUUUGAUAUUCCGCCCUCUGCUGGCUGCUCUUCUUAUUACAUCACCGUGUACGAUGGCCGAAGCCGAAAAGCCCCGCUGCUAUUGGACAGGGUUUGUGGCAACCAAGAGCUCCCCCUGCUGGUGGCGACUACUAAUGGCCUUCUGGUGGAAUUUGCCUAUGAAGAAACUCUUCCAGUAUUCGACUUCAAAGCGACCUACAGCUCCGUGUCAUGCGGUGGGACGUAUACGGCUGACAAUGGCACAAUCACGUCUCCCGAUUACCCCAAUCUAUACCCUAAUUUCGCGGACUGUGUAUCAACCAUAUGGGCCCCUCAAGGAUUUCGGAUACUUCUGAACUUCGCGACCUUUGAUCUGGAAUAUUCCUCCUCCUGCUUGUACGACUAUCUCAUUAUCAAUGACGGUGGGAGGCCUAACGCUCCCGAACUGGGCCGGUUCUGCUGGGACGUCCAUAUCCCACCCAUUCUGUCCACCGGAAACGCUCUCCUGCUCCAGUUCCACACGGACAGCUGGUUCAACAAAGCAGGCUACAGAGCCGACUACUCCUUUGUGAAGUCAUCAUAGCCUCUAGGAUCUGAAAUCUAUAAAUGCAUGGAAUUUGGAGAACGGGAUUAAAUUCAAGAAUCAUUUUUUUUUUCUCAAUUUUUGUUUCAAAUCGGACUCACCCUUAACACAGGAACUGA